CUCAGAAAUGCACGAAAUCUUCUUCGUUGUGUUUAUCUCGUCAAUCUCAUCGUUCCGAUCUCUUUCUCUUUUUUCGACGUCUUAAUAUCUUCAGACUCGUCACUGCUCGAGAGCAGCCAUUGAUUCGGAUAGUUUCAGUUACGAACUAAGUAGAAAGUACGAAAAGACGCAACAGUAAAUGCUUGGGAUAUCAGUUGAUCAAACUCCAAUUGUAAAAACGAGACUAGAUAAACUGGUGAUUUUGAAAUAUUCCUGAGGCGUGCUUGUGAAAUACACAGAGAUCUUUCUAAUAUAUUCAAUUUCGUCUGUUACGUAUGGAACUGUAUUCAUUGAUAUGAACGGAUAGAGAAAAAAAUUGCCACUGAUAGUACGUUGGCGACAACAAAACAAAAUAUUUCGGGGAGGCGCUGUAACCUACAAAGCUGGGGAUCGAAAUUUGCCGUUUUACUAUCAAUCAUCAAUCAUAUUUAAAAUAAUGCCGUCGCCAACACUGUUAGCAUGGUGCACUACACCCAUAAGUUCACUGCAGCAAUCCGUGCAGGAACUUCUCAACAGAUACAUGAAACGAGGAUUCCAAGUGCCAUCCCAAGUUUUAGAGAUACAAGGGCUGAGCGGGAAGACACCCGGCGAUAAGUGGAAAAGUCUCAACGCAAUCGUGAACGGGAUCGUGGAAAGCGUAAAAAAUGGCGAUGAGCUGGAGGGUCAGUUGAGCGCGUUAACGCCGUCGCUGUUGAAUCUCGUGAAGACGAACGUCGGAGUGAAAUUACAGCUGAGCCAUUACAUCGUUGAGUCUCUGAAAUCGGAGGACGUGAGCGUCAAUAAAAGGGCACUGAGCGCUCGCUGGUAUUUCCACGGUGGCAAUCCACGCGUCACCGUCGACCACUUCGUCAACGAUAUUUUGCCGUUCGUAUCGGUGCGAACGAGGUUAAACAUCGUGAAACGAUUGGCUCGCGGCCUUCGAGGAUACGAAGCCAAAGCUCAACAGUUCUUCACCCAACUGGUCGAACUUUACGGCGUUCAAACAACCUUGCCGAUCUUAAUAGCCUGCUCGGACGAUGUCAUCCUCGACACGAUUUUGCGCUACAAAAUCGUCCUCCCGCUUAAAAUCCUGAAAAUGUUGUUCUCAAGAGGCUCGCACGACGUUGCCGUCCGCUACCUGCGAUUGAGCAACGGGAACGGAGCGGAAGGCGACGACAACGGCACCCAUCAGAUCAGCAUUCACUACUACGAUGCCUUCUUACCAAAGUUGAUCACGCAUCACCCGCGAGACUUUGUCGCGCUCUACUCAUUGACGCCCGAGAAGAUGCUGCCGACUUUGAGCCGUCGGAAAACGGCCUGCCUACUGGAGAAGGUGAAAGACGCGAUUAUCGACAGAUCCGAUAUAUUCCUGAAAUUGCUUCAGCCGAAAGUCGUCAAAGCGAAGCUUAGCCAGGAGGACAUCGAAAGGAUGUUGGAGAACUACUUACCGAACGAUAUUGCGGAUUUCGUGUUGGGCGCGGCUCUAGAUUUUGUAGACAACUACUGCGACGACAUUCAAAUACUAAUGCGUAAGUUUGUGAAAAAGUACGGUAAGAAUUUAGUCGACCAUGCUCGAAACAUCGCCGAACCCGGCAACAUAAUUUCCGAGCAGCCGAGUCUGAAAUUUCUCUGUAAGCUGUCCAUGGCGGAGCGCAAAAUUCAGAUAAAUUUAUUGCUGGAUAAUUUAAGUAGCGAGAACGACUUCUGGAGAACCUGGCUAAUGAGUUACUUGCCUACAGACGAGUCGUUGCCGUACUUUAAGGAGAAAAUGGCCAAAUGUUUUAACGCCGACGACCGAGAUCUGUUGAUCGGCUGCAUGGUCCAUUCCUGCAGGGUGCAAAACAGUAAGAGCGACCUAUUGAACGUUCUCAAGUACUUCCGAGACAGGCACAAAAACGCUAAGCACGACUUCGUGAUGAGUUUUUUUAUAUAUCUGACGACCCACUUUACCUUAAGCGAGCUCGACGAGGCGCAUUGGUCCGUUGUGCGAGAAAUCUUGAACAAUGCUCGCGUGAUAAAUCAGCUGCUUCACAAAAAUUUAUCAUUGUGGAAUGACGUGCUGGAAGGGAUGUUGUGUCACAUCAUGACUGGCAAAAAGAGAAACGAUCAACACCUGGAGGAGGUGAUAGACACGAUGGUCUUUUGUAAAAUGGGGCAUCCUUUGGAUAGUUGGAACGUACUUGGUGUCGACUUGGCACUGGAAAAGGAAUGCAUGGAGAGGUUUUUCCUUCUCGUGCCCAUUAAGUAUCCCGAGAACCACUCGAUGUGGUCGAAUAUAUACUACAAGCUGACUGUCACCCUGAGCUUGUUCAAGUCGAUCAAGAGCUACAACGAUCGAAGCACAAAGGCGAAGAUGGCGAGAAUCGAACCGAAGGACUAUCCCUGGAUGACGAAUCUCGCGGGCGAGCUUCUCUCUCAUUCCACUCUCGACAGCGCGCAAAUUCGCUUGGAGCUGCUCGCCAGGCUCUUCAAGGAGCAAGCCCCGGACCUGUACGAGCAGAAGAUGUCCGAGUGUUCGGCGAUCCGGAACAUCGACAAGGGCGACGCCAUUGAGCUGCUGAAGCGUCACCCGGACAAGGUGCUGGCCGACUGGCUGGAUUACCUGAACCAGGCCCGCAAAAUAAUCCGGUCGAAAAAGCGAGUGGGCAUCGACAAGGUCCGCGAGAAGCUGCGAGCGCGACGCUUCAUCGCCGCCACGAGGUGGCACGACCAGCUGCCGAUGAACUUCAUCGAGGCCUGCCUGUCGGACAUCAAAGUCGAGGGCAGCCUGGCCGUCCUGGGGAUUCUGCUGCCCGGCGACGCCUUCGCCACGAUCGUCAAGGUGUACGCGCCCAAGCAGGCCGAGGUCAAGACGAAGCAGUCGUUCGACAUGGCGAUCGAGGCUCUGGAGGGCAUGAAGCUGACGAACCCGCCGGUGCCUCUGGCGAGCCUGCAGGCGUUCUGCCGCGGUGACUACCUGCGCAUCGCCGACGGCGCGCUGUCGAGCCUCGCGCCGCGCGUGAGCGUCGCCGGCGCGCUGGACUUGGUCGGCAAGCUCGCGGGCCAGCAGCAACCCCCGCUGCUGAAACGCGCCCUGCUCCUGGCCAGGACCGUGGCGACCAAGCAGAGGUUCCGCGAGCUCCUCGUCGAAACCUUGGCGGGCUCGAGCGAACUGUCCAUCAGGAGGCACCUCGCCAAAAUGAUCUUCGGUCACUUGGCCACGUCGUCGCCGCACGAGGCCAACUGCCAGCUCAUGCUCGACUGCCUGCGCAGACUGACGCCCGACGACGUUGUCGUCAUGUCGGAGCUGAACGAGGUCGAGACGAUCCCCGUCCAGUUCCUGCCGGAUUACGCCGCGGCGUACUUGGCCAAAGUCGAGGAGAUAUUCGCGGCAACGUGGGACUUUCAGUGGAGGUCCAAGUGCGUGUGCCUGCUGGUCGAGAGCUUCGACGAGAGGCUCACGCGCCACUUGCCCGAGCGCCUGUGCAAGCUGAUCCUGAACAAGUACUUCUUCGACUCCGACUGCACAAACAUCUCGAAUGCCGUGAGAACGUUCGCCGUACGCUACUAUCUGCUGGCUUGCGCCGACCACGAAUUCGGAUCGAGGCUGACUCUGCUGGUGAACAUUCUGAAAAAGACCGCCGAGGGCUUCGACGUGUCGCAUCCGAAGAAACGGCGCUGCUACCCGGCGAACUACACCAUCCAACAGUUUUUCAAUGGCUUGCUGAGCGAGCUCUGCGCCAGCGACGUCGCCGCUGACAAGAAACUGCGCAUUGUCGAGAGCGUCUCGGAAAUAUUCAAGAUGAAUUUGUCGCCUUGGCAGGAACCCAAGUCUUACGUGUGUCUCAACCUCUACAAAGAGUAUCUGCACUCGACGUCGCCGGAGAACUUUGGAAAUCGCACUGGCAAGCAGAUCAGCACUCUGAUCGAAGAGCUGGAAUCGAAUAUCCCCGUUGCCAUGAUCGCCGAAUGCCUCGAUAAGUUUGUCAGCUUCAAUCAGAUAUUUCGCAACGAUAAAAAUCCUCAUGACCUGAAAAUGUCGUUGAUCAAGGGCCUCCUGCAAGGCGAUGAGUACUACGGUGCUCUCACGUCCAUCAGUUUGCUCGACCUCAAACCGUCCGAUAUCGCCAAAUACGACGAGCGUUACGAUCAACUGAUCAGCACCCUACGUCAAAUGAAAAACUCAUCGAUACAGUACAAUUUGUACCAGCAUCUGAAUCAUCUUCUCGAUUAGUAAUCGCCGUGUUCUAUUCGUCGUAUAUGGCGGUCGAACUACCAGUUUUACUAAGCCGAAUUGAACGAGCGAUCUGGAAAAAACUCUAUCCGCGUGAUUUUUACAAUAAAUCGUCAGAGAUUGCUCUUUCGCAUUUUCUAUGACAAAAGUAUCAUAGCUUAACUGUUAUCCUUAUCUAAAAUCACGAAUGUACCAUCAGCAAUAAAAUUUGCCCAACAAUCAAAAUUUGUUUUCAAGGCAUUUUUCUUUAUCCAACUGGUCAACAAGUGGAAUUGUGUUUGUAUCAUUUUCGUUGUCGAAUUUCAUUUUGCUAAAAAAAUUUACGUAGUUUGUUGCCGAAUAUUUGUUUUUUUUUACUUUAUUGAAGUGUAUCAUAAGACUACCGGAAUUUUUAAUGUUUAUCCGAUAGGAUUUUCAAUGUAAAUAAAUAGUCAGUUACUUGUUGAGCUGCUUUCUCAUGCCUUUCUCUAAAAAGAAAGUUGAUUAUAUUGUAUACCAUAAAUUCAUUCAACUAUGAGAUUGCACAAAAUAGUAUACAAAAGAAUUCAAAAGUGACAACAGCGUUUGAGCAGAACAUUAAUUUUUGUAAGUCGUAGAAGAUGUUAUUGUCGGAAAAUGUACCGAUGGUUUACAAAGGCUGCGAUUAGAAAUGCUCCAAAUAUAUAUACUAUAGUUUCUCCCUCGGUAA
Messenger RNA from Phymastichus coffea, 4919 nucleotides. RefSeq lists its product as uncharacterized. The record is from RefSeq and is a predicted model, not a curated record. The transcript is spliced from 4 exons. Bases 476 to 4231 code for a protein of 1251 amino acids. NCBI's taxonomy places the organism in Eukaryota, Metazoa, Arthropoda, Insecta, Hymenoptera, Eulophidae.